This is a messenger RNA of Amaranthus tricolor (Joseph's coat), 1263 nucleotides long. RefSeq lists its product as uncharacterized. Bases 1 to 1263 code for a protein of 420 amino acids. NCBI's taxonomy places the organism in Eukaryota, Viridiplantae, Streptophyta, Magnoliopsida, Caryophyllales, Amaranthaceae. The transcript has 4 exons. The record is from RefSeq and is a predicted model, not a curated record.
AUGACGCCCAUCGGGAUGAAAAAUGUUGUACCACCCUACUUGAUACUUAUAGACUACAUCUUCACCUCCCAGCAAGGUGGAAUCCUGGAGGUCUAUAUAGAUGAUUUCAUUGUCAAAAGUAAAACCGAAUUGGAUAUAGUUUGUUGCCCGAUUUUUUCAUGGGGGAUGAACAAAUAUUUUUCAUGGGGGGAGGGGCUAACAAAAGCAUGCUUUGUCAGAGCUCAAGCAGCACGUUUACAACCAGCCCUACCUAGUCCGAACCAUUAUAGGCGAGGAUCUCAGACAACGCUAACCUGCUCUCGUCUGAAGAGGGUCCUAGGGAGCAUCAUUAGCCAAAAUCAGGGCGCCUUUGUAACAGGGAGGCUCAUCUCACACAAUAUUCUACUGUGUCAUGAUUUGGUUAAGCAUUAUUCAAAGAGGAACUGUUAUCCUAGUUGUAUGAUUAAGGUGGAUUUGAGGAAGACUUAUGAUACCAUGGACUGGGAUUUUAUUCAUGACAUGCUGAUUACUUUAAAUUUCCCUCCUCAAGUGAUCAAGAUUAUUAUGGUAUGCAUCACGUCCACACAAUACUCUCUUAUGGUCGAUGGCAGCCCUUCUAAUAUUUUCAAGCCUAAAAGAGGCCUACAACAAGGAGAUCCACUAUCCUCUCUCCUAUAUGUUAUAGGCAUGGAGUAUUUGUCCCGGAUCCUCAUGGAAGCAGGUGGUAACCAACAGUUUAGAUUUCACCUUAGAUGUAAAGGUCUCAAGCUAAAUCAUUUAUGCUUUGCUGACGACCUUAUGCUCUUCUGGGUCCAAAAUCCAGUUCAAAUACGAGCUAAUAUGCUUGAUAUGCCCCUUGGUAAACUUCCCGUUAAAUACUUAUUAAGUGUGCCUCUCACGUCCAAACGCAUUACUGGUACUGACUGUCACACACUUGUAGAUAAGAUGACAGCUAAAAUUCGCUCUUGGAGUUCCAAAUUUCUCUCUUAUGCGGCACGAGUCCAGUUGGACUAUGUAGUACCUCAGAGCAUUUGCACAUAUUGGAGUCAACUUUUCAUUUUGCCAAAAUUAGUCAUCAAGAAGGUCAACGCUAUUUGUAGAGCAUAUAUGUGGCAUGUGGAUCCAAACAAUACAGCCCUAGGUAAUAUCAACUGGACUGAUAUCUGUAAGCCAAAGAAGUUAGGUGGUCUAGGGAUCAAGAUUAUUGGUAAAUGGAAUGAGGUUGCGGUAGGUAAAUUAGCGAGGCAUGUGGCUUACCUUUCUGAGUCACUAUGGGUUCGUUAG